Messenger RNA from Trichoderma aggressivum f. europaeum, 1380 nucleotides. RefSeq lists its product as uncharacterized. NCBI's taxonomy places the organism in Eukaryota, Fungi, Ascomycota, Sordariomycetes, Hypocreales, Hypocreaceae. The coding region runs from base 1 to 1380 and encodes 459 amino acids. The record is from RefSeq and is a predicted model, not a curated record. The transcript has a single exon.
AUGAUGGACGUGGCCACCGUCAACGAGGUCAUCGACUGCGUCGGCCGCCUCUUCGACCACAUUCCCUACGCCGUCUGCGGAACCGCCGCCCUCAUCUACUAUGGCUACCGCGCAUACUCGCCCGACCACGUCAGCAUCACCUGUCCCGAGGAGUCCAAGGAGGCCAUCCGCUGCUGGGCGCUGGCCAAGGGAAUGACGCCCUUGCCCGACAACCCCGACGGCUUCAGCGUGCGCGUCGCCAGCGGCCGCUCGUGCCCCGUGUGUAUCAAGUUCAUGAAGAACGGCUUCGAGGCGCUCGAGGUGGUGCGCAUCGGACCCGGCCAGGCCAGCAUGGUGACGCUGCCCAGCAUCGCAAACACCAUUGCUCGCAGCUACGUCUUCCGCCUGCACUCGUCGUCCACCGACCGCCAGGCCCUCUAUGCGCGGUACCUGGCCUGGACCCUCAAGCGCAUGGCUGAGAUCCCUCCCACAGACCCGGUUCAGCGCCUGACGCCGGAGCGCGCGCGCGACAUCAUCAACCGCUCCUUUUGGAUCCCCUUUACGCUGUCCUACCCCGAGACUGUGCCGCUCUUCCAAGCUGCCGGGCUCGAGAUUCAGGGCGACGGCAACCUCAUGGCCUGGCAGCAGCCCGACGACCAGAGCAUGCCUCCUCCACGGCCGCGGGCCCGGACCUCGGCAAGCCGCUACAGCCUCAACAACGCCAGCAGCAAUAGUCAUCUCCGCAAUCACAGCUACGGUUACGGCCAAAACUAUAACCAGCACUAUGGCGGCCAAGGUUAUGGUCAGAACUAUUCCCAGGGUUACGGCCAGAAUUAUGGGCAAGGAUACGGCCAAGGGUACGGCCAGGGAGGGUACGGCCAACCAUACGGUCAAGGUUUCAACCAGGGCUAUGGCCAAGGCUACAACCAAGACUACAAUCAAGGCUAUGGUCAAGGCUAUGGUCAAGGCUUUGGCCAAGGCUACGGCCAGAACUACGGCCAGAGCUUUGCCAACAACUAUAACCCUGCCUUCAGCCAGAGCCAGACCCGGCACAGCUACCACGGUUCAGAUCUCUCAGAUUCCGAAAAUGGCACGACCCCAUCUCUUCGCAGAGUCACCAAGCGGUUACCGAGCGUCCGACCUAUGAUGUCGACGUUCUCGUCUCCUUCCACGUCUGACUCGGAGUUCUCCCACUCAACCGGCGCCUUCUCGCCACAGUAUAUUCUCGCGUCGCCUCUGAUAUCGCCUACCGGGCAGAUGCCGCCGCCGCCUUUUUCAUCGUAUCACCAUUAUCCGCCUCUCUCUCCUGCAAACUCUAUACCUCAUAUACAGCCACUGGGACCUCCGCCGCUACCAAGGAGGGCAUUAUCAAAUCGCCACGAGUCAAGGUCGUGGACAUGA